Molecule: messenger RNA, 6570 nt
Organism: Mercenaria mercenaria
Lineage: Eukaryota; Metazoa; Mollusca; Bivalvia; Venerida; Veneridae
Exons: 26
Coding region: 379-6060 (1893 amino acids)
Biological process (GO): signal transduction
Cellular component (GO): cytoskeleton
Molecular function (GO): protein binding
Source: RefSeq, a predicted model, not a curated record
AUCGAUACGUCAAAAACAUGUGUAGAGAACUGUCAAGAAGUGGGGUAAUGUUGACAAAACUUUUUCGAGUUUUAUUAUGAAUGAAACGCCUAAGCAUGUGACGAAUUUAUACAGGUCUUCUUUUAUUUGCAGCAAAUGUAGCUGACACGGAGGAAAUAAUUUCACCAGUGGAACAAAAAUGUGAGGUGCAACAUGAUCUUUGUUGGUUCUUUCCAGCAGGUGUCAUGUGAUUUAUAAUUGUGCCUGGAUUUAUAUUGGAUUUAGCUGUGAACUGGGAAAAAUGUCGGCAAUGAAGUGUGGAUCAUUAUACAGAAAGUAAUGAAAAUGAGGGAGAUUUAAGGAUUUAAUAGAAAAACAGGUGUGCAAAAGGCAAGGAAUAUGUCGGCACUGGAAAAGAACACUCUAAAGUGUCUUAACUCUGCUUUACCAGAAGGAUGGGAGGCCAAACUGGUUUCAGAUGAGGGCAGAAUCUACUAUCUUGAUCACAAGACACAGUCAUCGUCAUGGUUACCUCCAAGAGAGAACUGGGAUCCAGGGAGCAUGGGACUUCCUUACGGUUGGGAAGGGGCUAAUGACAGGAACAAGAAGCCAUAUUUUAUAAACCAUGUUGAAAAUUUCACAAGUCGAGAUGACCCCAGAGACGAUCCAGAUUAUAUUGAACCACCAAAACCUCGUGAAGUAGAGCUUGUACGAGACUCCCAGAAGGGGUUCGGGUUUGUUGCUGGAAGUGAAAAGCCAGUUGUUGUUCGAUUUGUAACUGAAGGAGGUCCAAGUGUUGACAAAUUACUACCUGGAGAUCAGAUCAUCAAAAUAAAUGGUCAAGAUGUGAAGAAAGCUCCUAGAGAAUUUGUUAUUGAUUUAGUCAGGUCCUGCAAGCAGUCAAUUACUCUCUCCGUGUGCCAACCUUAUAAUGAUAAUUCAUCCAGGAAAUCUGCUCUGCUGACUGCAGCAAAGAAAGAUCGGUUAAAAAAGAAUCCAUCGAGAGUGAGGUUUGCCGAGGAAAUUAUCGUAAAUGGUGCUUCUGUACCAUCUAAUUCUCCAGAAGAGAGUUAUGUCCCUUUUAUGCCAAAUGUGCUCAAAGUGUUCUUAGAAAAUGGCCAAACCAAGUCUUUCAAAUACGACAACAAAACGACAGUCAAGGAUGUUGUGAAUUCAUUACAAGAGAAACUGAAUAUCAAAUGUAUCCAUCAUUUUAAUCUUGUGCUACACAACAUGAAAUCUCACAUGCCGGGACAUAUGACACUGCUACAGGAUCAUGAAACGGUCUCUGAGAUUGCAAGUCGUCCAGGGUCGAGACAUUUCCGAUGUCUCUUUCGUGUGGCAUAUGUUCCAAAAGAUUCCUAUGAUUUGCUAAAGCAGGAUCCAAUAGCAUUUGAAUACUUCUAUAUGCAAUGCGUAAAUGAUGUGCUACAGGACAGGUUUGCAUCAGAACUGAAGACUGAUACAUUACUACGACUUGCUGCAUUACAUAUACAACAACACGCAAUGAGUAACAAUAUGACUGGGAAAAUAAAUAUCAAAACUGUAGAGAAAGAAUUUGGUUUUGAAAAGUUUGUAUCCCAAAGUAUACGUGAGAACAUGAAGGUGAAGGACUUACGGAAAAUCCUUGCACAGUGUCUGAAGAUGAACCAAAAUCUGACGGCACCCGGUCAAAAACAACUCACAGCACUACAAGCAAAACUGCACUACAUGAAAAUUGUUAGCGAGCUCAAGACCUUCGGUAGCAGAGUAUUCAUGGUUACAUUAUUGGACAAGAAAACUGAAGCAAUGGUAUUGGUUGGUCCUAAGUCAGGAGUCAGUCUAGUCACUAAUAUCAGAUUCUAUACGGGUUUACAUUCAGAAUCUGAGUUGUCAAUGUUGGCAGAUUUCAGUGAGAUACAGUGUAUAAAGGUGGCCAAAGAUAAAGACAACAUGCACAGGGUAGAGUUAUCUGUCAAGGGAGAUGAACCUGGGCUUACAGAAGUAUUGAAGAAUCUAAUUCAGAACAAUAAUAAUGAUAAACAGAAGACGUUAAACCUUGGAUUAUUGAAAGACGAUGCCAUGAAUUUUGUGAGUAUGGUGAAUGGAUACUACAAGAUAUUUGUAGACCCGAAUGGUAGCCUGGUGCAGAAAAAUGCUGGGGGACAGAGUAACGAUCCAGACAUUCCUCCAUAUGAAAGUAAACAUACAGUGUUUGCAGCACCUUGGAGUUACCCGGAGGAUAUUGUUUCCAUGACAAUAGAUGAUGGAGACAAUCAGGGGGAAGAGGGAGAGAAUGAACGUGUUGUGGAUUUAUCCAGAGGUCCACCUGCAUAUGAAGGGAACAAAGAAUUUAUUAGCAAAUUGAAGCAGGAUCUUGGCAUCAAGUCUGAGCAAAAAGCAAAAGAAGCUGAUACCAGUGAUGACAUUAAACAAAAGACAACUCCUCCUGACAAGAAGCAAACAAACAAAGUAGUUUCCCCUGUAAAGGAACCAAUGAAAACUGUGAUAAAAAUAGAAUCUCCAAGACCUUCUGAGGCUGUACAUAGACCAGAUAAAAAAGACUCUGAAUCAAUAUCUAGUGAUACCUCAAGUAGUAUGACCUCUGACACUGACUCUUCACCUGUGGAGUCCAAACGUAAACCUGCAUACAUACCGCAAGAUAGGAGUCGACAGAGACCGGCUGCAGAUGAAGAAACAGAAAUUGCAAAUUCUGAGAGGUUUAAGAUAGAUUCCCAGAAAAUGAAUGGCCAGUAUUCUAGAAACUAUAACCCUGAAUAUGUUGAGUACAUGAAUACUGGUAAAAAUAGAAAACUUGAUAUAGGCGGGAAUAGUUCUGAUACAGAUAGUGGGGUUGGCGGUGAGGGAGAUAGGACUUUGUCUAGUGUACAGGACAGUAUACAGGGACAGGGGAGGAGCAAUGGGAAGGAGGAGGAGCCUGAUGAUUGGGACACACCCCCUGGCACACCCACAGAUGUCUUGCAGCCAGGUAGUAGACUAGAACUUGCCCGAAACACUGAGCUUCAGUUAGAUCUCAGCAGCCUGAUAGAUCCGUCCUAUAACUCUGCAACUGCGCCUGAAUCUCCUAGCUCUUCUGCUUCUCUUCCUGAUGUGGAUAGUAGUUUUGUUGGUCCGUUUGACCCAGACCAGUUGCCAUUGGAGAUACAGAAUGCUGUUUAUGACCCCAGAAUGUUUGCCAAACAUGAGAUAUAUUUAGACCCAGAUAUUAUAGAUUUAACAUUACUACCUCCAUUCCCUCCAACGGAAGAAGAACUGUCAUCUAGUCAGCAACAAAAUAGUCAUCCCCGUCUACUGAGAAUGGCAACAGUGUCGGGUGAUGUCUCUCCUGGGGCUUCUAGCCUACAGAGAUAUCCAAGGUCACCAGUUCAGAAAUCAGUCAGUGUUGGUUAUUGUCCCGAUUUCCUUGAUAAUGACAUUGAUGCUAUUAUAGAUAAACUUACUGUGCAACCACCACCCACUGCAGAGUCCAAAGAAAGUCAGGAACCAGCUGAUCCUGAUAAGCUGGGAAACAGCUGGAAUGGACCAAUUAGAGAAGAGGAGAAUGGAGGGAUGGAUUUUGAAAAUGUAGCAUUGAGUAAGACAAUAGAUCUAGGUUCCUUAGCAUUAGAAGAACAGUAUUCAUCUCUGGUAAUACCUCCGCCACCUGUUGAAUCAUUCGCUGUGCAAGAUAUUCUUAUUGUGCCUCCUGUGGAAUCAGUUAAAGAAAAGAGAAAAAUGUUUGAAAAGUCUGAUUCAAAAGGAUACUUGCAAUCCUUUGGAAAACAAACUGUUACUGAAGGUGCAUUGACUUCAGCUGUAACAGUGGAUAAGAAAGGUGCAUCGGUUUCUAAGGAGGAUAAAAAUAAUGCCAUUUCAAAUGAUGAUGAAGUGAAUGUAGAUACAAACUCAACACAGAAUGAUUCCUCUCCGGCAUCAGUAUCAGAAAAACUAAAUGCUUUACUGAAAUCAUUGUCUUCCUGUAAUGAAGAAGAGGAAGAAGCUCUUGGACAUUUUCGACGAACGUCCUCAUUACGACUUGGUAGAAGUUCAUCUAUGGAUGUGCUAAAUACUGUACAGAAUAUGGAAACAAAUAAAAACAGUGAUUUGGUAAUAGGCUCGGUAAGAGUCAAACCUAAACUUAGACCUAAACUUAGUAUAGAAAGGCCAGCUCAGAGGGGACAUGUGCCGAUACCUCUAAAAACAGCAUCUUUAGAAAGGGUUGAAAGUACUAAAACUGAGGAGUGUGUGAGUAACUCCAACUUUGAUAAUACAAAUAAUUUGAAAUUCCAAAGAACACAUUCCUGUGAUGUUUUGCCCACAAAUAAGAAUGACAAAUCCUUGAGUGAUGGUGAAAAUUCAGUAAGUGAAAGCUUUGCUUCGCUGAAAGCAAAACUUCAGUCAUAUAGGGAUAGUUUAUUAAACAGAAGCCUCAGACGGAAAAAGAAAAUGACAGCAAAUAAUGAAGAUGCAGACAGAGUAUCUCUAGAUGGGGAUCUUGGAGAACGAAAAAGCCCUUUGACUCGUUCAAAUUCAUUCUCAUCACUAAUUAGAAGGUCAUUAGGGCGUGCCGCUGGUCGUGAGUUUCAGAAAGCAGCUGAAGGUAGAUCAUCGUCUGCUACACGUGCUGGCAGUUCCAGUGGGUCAGAUGAUAAGACAGACAGUAAAGAUAGUCAUGUGAUGAAGGAUAAAAAGUACUGGAACACCUUAACGACACCAAGGUCAAAUUUUCGACCAAAUACGGGUACUUCCCAAGCUCAGGAUGAUUUCUUUCUUGAUCUAUCAGAAGAGAUGAGAUACACUUUCCCACUUAAAGUCAAGGAGAGUUUCGCACCUAAGCCCCCGCUUCCAUCAACUGUGUCAUCCACAGACAAGGGGGAGACCAAAAAGCAAAAGUCUGGACCAAUAAAGGCAUUGUCUAGUGUGUUUGAUGCUCCUAAAACUGAAGAAACAAAUAGUUUGUCAGUUCCUUCUUCCCAUAAAAGAGAAAAAUCUCCAAAACGUAUGGCUCCACAAGCUCCGACGCCGUCAGUACAAACCUCUGUGGCAACUUCCAUGACAUCAUCAUCUGUGACAUCAUCAAAGAUAUCAACAAGGUCAAAUGUGCAGACUCUUGCUUCAGGCUUGACCAAACCAUUGACCAUUCCAACAGCACCACCAAGACGUAAAAAUGGGCAAGGGGAGAGAACAAAAUCACCAGUAUUGGAACAAAAGAGUAAAGAUGACUCAGAAAUAAACACAGAGUCUUCAUCAAAAUCAAAUGUUAAAACAAGCCCUUUUGCAACUGUUGGGAAAAUGUGGCGGCCAAUGUCCAUGACAUCAAGUGCUUCUACUAAUCAAGAUGAAACUUACCAGUCAUACAAUAAUUUUGAUGUUUUGAGAGACAUGACAAGUGAACGUUUGCAGACUCCUGUUAAUGCAAAAGUUUCAAAGGUAAACGGUCAUGUGAUUGGAAAAGGCAUUCCAGCAUCAUCUUCGUCAUCAACAGCUAAAGGAAAGCCUUCUACUAUUACCAAAGAUGGAAAAACAGUUUCAGAAAAGAGUUUUGCAUUGUUGAGAGAAAAAGUUAGUGCCAAUCAUUCGAAUAUGGUGAAACAGGUUCUGGACACUGUAUAUACCUCGGAAGAUUUCGUCCAAGCCACAAAUGAUGUGGACAGAUUACUGAAUGAAUUAAAACAAACAAUGGAAUCUCUGAAAUCGUCUCGGAUUGAUAGGAAACCGUUACAAUUCAAUAUGUGUAAAGAUGAAUUGCAGACUCAGGUACGACAGUUUGUCACCGAUGCUAAGUUACUUGUUAGUAAUGCUACCCAGACAAAGGCUAAAUUAGCAGUAAAUAUGGAUUCCAGUAUGCAUUCGUUGGCAAAGAUCUUUCUUCAUGGCCAGGCUACAAUGUUCAUGAUGGAAGCAAUACACCAAGCACAGCACUUGGGGUCAGAGGUUAUACGAGUGGCUAACGCAUACAAGAGCACUUUAAAUGCUGCACAUGCAGCUGUGGGAAAGCCACUUGCUGAUCCACACAUGAAAUAUUUAAUGAGACAGGCAACAAACCUCGCUUCUCUGUUGAGUACUUUGUUAAAAAGUUUGAAAACUCUUGAACAAAAGUAAUAUGUAGUGGAAGUGUUUAUGAUUAUACAAAAAAGAGAAUAGUUUAUUUUGUAAUGGUCAGUGUAACUAUAGAAACAACGAAAUAUUAAAAAGGAGCAGAGUCUUAAAAGUAGCUUAAGUAUUUGAUGAUUUCAUUAUGUUAAGGAAGAUAAGUUGUUCUUCCUCAAGCGUUUCAUUGUUUUAUCAUUUAGUUUUCAAAUUGAUAUCUAAAUCGAGAGCUUGUAACUCCAAUUUAUUUGAAAAUUUCGGGGUACCUUUUUAGCAAAAUUUUUGAUCAUUUUGCUCGCAAUAGAUCUGCUCAAAUUAUUAUUAUUAUUCAUUUGUACAUAGCCUUUAUAAGCCAUUUUAUACAAUGUAAUAUUUAGAUGCCAGUAAGUGUUUGUAUCACCAUAUGUAAAAAAUAUUGUAAUUGCAAAAGGAAGUAAAAGAAAAAGUAAAUGAGAAGAUACACUAGCUGUAAAAGGAAAACGGUGGCCCACGAAAUAAGACAGUAUUGAUUAGAGAAAAUAA